AUGCCAUCGAGUCAGUUUCACCUGCUGCUGCUGCUGCUGCUCGGCACCUUGAUCCUGGUCGCUGGCCAAAAGCCAACCUUUCGAGUGCCGCCGCAGGAUCUGCAGGUGCCCAACUUCGGGGGCGAGAGCUUCGAGAGAUUCGCCAGCGGUGCGGGAUCGGGAUCGGCAUCGGUGUCGAGUAGCGGGAGCAGCGCGAGCCAGGAAACCAGCGAUGAGAUGCGGGAGCAACUGAAGCAGCUCCUCAGCGACCAACUGGCCAAUGCCUUCGCCCCCCUGGCCACCACGCCCUUCACCCAGCGACAACCGGCCAUUGCGUCACCCGCCUCGGGGGCAGCAGCUCGUUCCCAGUUCGCCGCCGAUCCGGAUCAGGAUCAGAAUGAAGAGGAGUCCCCCGAGGCGGAGGCGGAGGCGGAGGAGGAGGAGGGCGACGAAGAGGAGGAGCAGGAGACCACUACUCUCCAGCCGCAGCCAUCGCCUCCACCACUUCCACAACCAGGAGGCGCCGAGGAGGAGUUGGCUGGUGGCCAAGUGGAGGUGGACGACUAUAAUGCCUGGCGCGAUAAUUUCUAUGACCUCAACGAGGACGGCAGCUAUAUCUUUGGUUACUCCAUUCCUCAUGGCGUUCGUCGCUGGGAGAAGGGUUUCUAUUCAGAAGGUCAGCAUGGUCAGGUGGUCGAGGGCUUCUACGUGCAGCCCCGCCACGAUUCCCAGGGCCUAAGAUACGAGUUGCGGUGCUACAGAGCCGAUUCUAAUGGUUACCAGCCACUGCCAGUGGAGUUCCUGAGGACGCCGCCAAUUGUGAGGCGCGAUGAGGUGCCCCAGGUGAAUUGCUUCCGAUGA
Messenger RNA from Drosophila takahashii, 840 nucleotides. RefSeq lists its product as uncharacterized. The record is from RefSeq and is a predicted model, not a curated record. Lineage: Eukaryota; Metazoa; Arthropoda; Insecta; Diptera; Drosophilidae.